CGAGAAAAAAAUAUUCCACGUAAUAGGCUCCAUCAGCCACUUCCCGGGAGGGACUGUUAGCAGGACAUCGCUAGUUAAUUUGACGAGAAAUAAGGGAAUAUCGUCGCAACCGCCUUUACCAUUCGGGCCGUAUUGGCGGAGGAGCGUGGGGAUAAUACGGGACACAUUUGUGAGCGAAAGGGAAGAAAAUGGAGUUGGAGGACGGAGUUGUGUACCAGGACGACCCGGGGACAACGGCUAUGAUGUCGGAAAGGGUCUCGGGCCUGGCUAACUCCAUUUACCGUGAAUUUGAAAGGCUGAUUGGGAAAUAUGACGAAGACGUCGUGAAAGAGCUCAUGCCGCUCGUAGUUGCGGUGCUGGAGAAUCUAGAUUCUGUUUUCGCGGAGAAUCAAGAGCACGAAGUCGAACUGGAACUGCUUAAGGAGGACAACGAACAGCUCAUCACCCAGUACGAGCGGGAGAAAGCACUGAGGAAGCAUGCAGAGGAGAAGUUCAUGGAGUUCGAGGACAGCUUGGAGCAGGAGAAGAAGGACCUCCAGAAGAACGUGGAGAAGAUGGGCUCUCAGUCUCGCCAGCUGGAGCUGAAGGUCAAGAACUAUGUGGACCAGAUCAGCCGAUUAGAGGAGCGUGAGGCCGAUUUGAAGAAGGAGUUCAACUCACUCCAUCAACGUCACACAGAGAUGAUCCAUAACUACAUGGAACACGUGGAGCGCAUCAAACUCCAGCAGAUUGGAGGAGACGCGUCGGACACAGGAACACUGGGAAGAGUUCGCAGGAAAGAGCGCCCUGUGUCUUUAGGGAUCUUCCCUCCGUCAGGCGUGAACACCGCCCUCACCCCGGAGAUGCUGGUUAGGGGGGAGACGCCCAACAUGGAGGGCUGGAGGUUCAACGACCCCACCCAGCCACGCUCCAACACCAGCCUCAAGCAGCUUGAGUCGGACGACUCCCAAAAGCGGGAGAGUAAGAGGGCGCAGGAGUCUUGGGGGAAUUCGCUGGCUGAGGACUGCAAGGAAGAGCUGUCAGACCUGACCCCCAUGUCCACCACGGCAUCUGAGCUCGGGGACAACUCGGACAGGAACAGCAAAAACAUGGAAGUGCAGGCUGCACCCGGGACCAAGACCGUGUCAGUCGGUCUGGCUGAUAAUGAGGACAAGUCAGAUGUGCAGGCCAUCAUUGAGUCCACUCCGGAGCUGGACAUGGACCUGAGUGGCUACAAGGGAGCCAGCACCCCGACCAAAGGGAUUGAGAACAUGGCGUUUGAUCGCAACACAGACUCCCUGUUUGAGGAGCUGUCCUCGGCCGGAACCGGCCUCAUCGGGGACGUAGACGAGGGAGCUGAUCUGUUAGGUAUGGGUCGGGAAGUAGAAAAUCUUAUCCAGGAAAACACGCAACUGUUGGAGACAAAAAAUGCCCUGAACGUGGUGAAGAACGACCUCAUCGUGCGCGUGGACGAGCUGGCGUGCGAGAAGGAGGUGCUGCAGGGGGAGCUGGAGGCGGUGCUGGAGGCCAAGAGCAAACUGGAGGAGAAGACCAAGGAGCUGGAGGAGGAGAUCAAGAAGUUGCGUCUAGAGACUGAGGAAACUAAAAAGAAAAUGACUGAUGAGGAUGAGGACUGGGAUGUGCAGAACGAUGUGCCGACGGCCCAGAGGAAGCGCUUCACACGUGUGGAGAUGGCCCGCGUGCUGAUGGAGAGGAACCAGUACAAGGAGAGACUCAUGGAACUGCAGGAGGCCGUCAGGUGGACAGAGAUGAUCAGGGCCUCACGAGGUAACCCAGACACCGGUGAGAAGAAGAAGUCCAGUAUCUGGCAGUUUUUCAGUCGUCUGUUCAGUUCGUCGGGCUCCAGUAACAGUGUGGCCCUGAGGAAGACUCCGGAGCUGGGCUCCAAUGUGAAGUACAACGCCCCGGGCACCACCAUGAGGAAGAGCAGCACCUUCUCCCAGUUCCCCACCGAGAAAUCCAAAGCCUUCGACUUCCUCAGCGACGGACUGGACCCGUGCGCCUCCCCGUCUCGGCGGGAGAUGAAGCGCUCCCAGUACCGCGAGGUGAAGGCCCAUGUUCAGAAGGAGGACGGACGACUCCAGGCCCACGGAUGGAGCCUCCCUAACAAGACAAAGGCGGUGAAUGGAGGACAGCUGGAGAAUAAGAACCAGAACCUGCCUGUUCCCGUCUACCUCAAACCCCUCGAGCUGAAGGACACAGCCAUGAAGGUGUGGUGUGCUGCUGGAGUGAACCUCUCUGGGGGAAAGCUGCGGGAAGGGAGCCCUCUGCUGUCGGAGAGUGGCACUGCGGAGUCUGAGCAGAGGAAAGGGUCCCAGUGCAGUCUGGACCAGCUGGAGCAGCAGUCACAGGGUGAGCAGGAGUGCCAGGCUGAGAUGUCCAGUCACGUGUGGCUCUGCACCAGCACCAACUCGGCCACUAAGGUGCUGAUCAUGGAUGCCAGCCAGCCCAACACACCGCUCGACAGCUUUUACGUCUGCAACUCCCAUGUACUCUGCAUAGCCAGCGUCCCAGGUGUGAUGGACUCUGACAACCCUGCGGGCGAGGAGGUUCCCCAGGACCUGGAGGCUGGCCAGGGGCAGGGAGAGGGCUCCCUGUCGGCCUCGCUGGGCUCCGGGGGCUCUGGAGGCAGUGACGGGGCCCUGAGCGGCACCAUGGCCGUGGGCUGCUCUGCAGACGGGCCAGCAGGUGGCGCCCUCUCCAGCUCCAGGAGGGAGUCACCAGCAGAACACAGCCCCAGAGGGCUAUCCAGGGAGGCCAGUCCUGACGAGGACGGGGUGGCCACGGCAGAGGAGGCUAUAGAAGCUACAGAGGAGGACGAGGGAGGCCACGCCAGCGACAUGCCCAGCCAGCCUGGCAUCUACACCGAGCACGUCUUCACAGACCCCCUGGGCGCCGGGCCCAACGAGACCAACUCUGACACGGACGCACGCGCCAGGGAGGUGCUGCAGGAGGCAGACGGCUUCUCCCCAGACUGCAGUCAGCAGGACUCCUCCUCAGACGACGGCACGCGCAUGAGCAGCACCAUGCCCACCAUGUGGCUCGGUUCCCAGAACGGAUGUUUGUAUGUUCACUCUGCGGUUGCUCGCUGGAGGAAGUGCCUUCACGCCGUCAAGCUGAAAGACUCCAUCUUAAACAUUGUGCAUGUGAAGGGCCGUGUGCUGGUCGCCCUUUCCGAUGGGACCCUGGCCAUCUUCCACAGAGGCCAAGACUGCCAGUGGGAUCUGACUAACUACCACCUGCUGGAUCUGGGCCGGCCGCACCACUCCAUCCGCUGCAUGACCGUGGUGCACGACAAGGUGUGGUGUGGAUACCGCAACAAGAUCUACAUCAUCCAGCCCAAGGCCAUGAGGAUAGAGAAAUCGUUCGAUGCCCACCCGCGUAAGGAGAGCCAGGUGCGGCAGCUGGCGUGGGUGGGGGACGGCAUCUGGGUCUCCAUCCGGCUGGACUCCACGCUGCGCCUCUUCCAUGCCCACACCUUCCAGCACCUGCAGGACGUGGACAUCGAACCCUACGUCAGCAAGAUGCUGGGUACGGGUCGACUGGGCUUCUCCUUUGUGAGGAUCACAGCUCUCAUGGUGUCCUGCAGCCGGCUCUGGGUGGGCACAGGAAAUGGAGUCAUCAUCUCCAUCCCCCUCUCAGACGGAAACAAAUCAGCCCAAGGCACCCCCAGCCGGCCUGGUCGCGCAGUGCGUUUCUAUGGUGAUGAGGGUUCCGACAGUGCUUCGCCGGACUCCUUCGUGCCCUACUGUUCCAUGGCCCACGCUCAGCUCUGUUUCCAUGGACACCGAGAUGCUGUCAAGUUCUUUGUGGCGGUGCCAGGUCAGGUCAUGGUCCCAGGCUCGUCAGGUGCAGACAUGGUCCCAGCGGAAAACGAGGGUCACGUGACCGACAGCCAAUCACAACAGCCGCCCUCCACCAUGCUGGUGAUGAGUGGCGGGGAGGGUUACAUCGACUUCAGACAAGGUGACGAGGGAGGGGAGACUGAGGAGCCACUGGAUUCCACGAUGGUGCGAUCGGGCGGCACCUCCAAGGCCGAGCGCAGCCACAUCAUUGUCUGGCAGGUUGCCACUGGUGACGAGUGAAACAGCUGCAUCCCAUCUACACCCUCCUCCUCCAGGCAGCCCUCCAGAUAACCCUCACCCACCCACCCUCAGCCUCGACCUCAACCUCAGCCUCGGGUUUGACAGAGCGCCCUACCCCCUAAAAGCCUGCACGGUCUAAACACAAACAAAACCACACACACACACACACAC
Molecule: messenger RNA, 4256 nt
Organism: Engraulis encrasicolus (European anchovy)
Lineage: Eukaryota; Metazoa; Chordata; Actinopteri; Clupeiformes; Engraulidae
Gene: spag9a
Product: sperm associated antigen 9a
Exons: 30
Coding region: 189-4085 (1298 amino acids)
Biological process (GO): vesicle-mediated transport
Cellular component (GO): cytoplasm
Molecular function (GO): signaling receptor complex adaptor activity; kinesin binding; JUN kinase binding
Source: RefSeq, a predicted model, not a curated record